Bipolaris maydis ATCC 48331 is the source of this 1176-nucleotide messenger RNA. Its product is annotated as P-loop containing nucleoside triphosphate hydrolase protein. NCBI's taxonomy places the organism in Eukaryota, Fungi, Ascomycota, Dothideomycetes, Pleosporales, Pleosporaceae. The record is from RefSeq and is a predicted model, not a curated record. Gene Ontology annotation, molecular function: ATP binding; ATP hydrolysis activity.
CCACCAAGAGGCGCAACGGCCAUUUACAUACGUAUCCUGCUAGAACCCUGUGAAUAUGUCUGGAGCGACAAAUACAAAAGAAAUCGCGCCGUCGAUUGACGUGAAAAAUCUCAGCUACGCCUUUCCCGAUGGCUCCAGUGGGCUCAAGGAUGUCUUUCUCGACCUGCCGCCGGGCAGCAGAACAUUGCUGAUCGGAGCCAACGGUGCGGGUAAAACAACAUUGUUGCGUCUCCUCUCGGGCAAGCGCAUGGCCCCCGCCAAUACCGUCCACAUCUCCGGUAUCGACCCUUUCAAGAUGGGCUUGGAGGGCGUGACAUAUCUCGGUCUCGAAUGGGUGCUUAACCCCAUUGUCCGCACCGACAUUGAUGUUCCUACGCUCCUUUCCUCGGUCGGCGGCGACCACUACGCCGAGCGCCGUGACGAGCUCGUGCGCAUCCUCGACAUCGACUUGAGCUGGCGCAUGCAUGCCGUCUCUGACGGAGAGCGGCGGCGUGUGCAGCUCGCCAUGGGUCUUUUGCGACCGUGGACAAUCCUGCUGCUUGACGAGAUUACAGUAGACUUGGAUCUGCUGUCGCGCAGUAACUUUCUCAACUUCUUGAAAAAGGAGACGGAGACAAGGCCUUGUACGAUUGUUUAUGCGACGCACAUUCUGGACAACCUUGCUACCUGGCCAACCCAUCUGGUACAUAUGAGUCUGGGCAAGGUGAAGAAGUGGGGGAGCACAGAGGAAAUGAAUGUCAAGGUCGAGGCGGCUGGGGGCCAGCAAUACACGGGGAACAGUCUGUUGGGCGAGCUCGUGCUCAAGUGGCUCAAGGAAGAUUUGGAAGAGAGAGGUCCAAGAAAUGGAAAGGGAGAGGGUCUGAGUUAUCAGAAUUUAGAAGGCAAGGGCGGGUAUGGUGCGGAGAAGAGGACGGAGGAUUAAAAAAGCGAAUGCAGGAGGGGCAUGGCAACUGUGGCUUCAACAAUGCCUACAGUUUGUGAAUGGGUUACCAGGCGUUUUUUUUUCGAGGUGGAAACUCAACGAUGAUACCCCCGUUUCCGUACUUCAACAUGGGUUCAAGAUGGUGCUAAAGAAGAUUUGUAUAGAUCUUAUUCAUGAGGUAUCCAGCACAUUGCAUUGCGCCACCACUAAGCCUUGCCUCGCUUCUUCCCACACACUAUAAUUCGGACGAUCAU